Messenger RNA from Lycium barbarum (goji berry), 3094 nucleotides. Its product is annotated as pentatricopeptide repeat-containing protein At2g17033. Bases 403 to 1764 code for a protein of 453 amino acids. The transcript has 2 exons. The record is from RefSeq and is a predicted model, not a curated record. NCBI's taxonomy places the organism in Eukaryota, Viridiplantae, Streptophyta, Magnoliopsida, Solanales, Solanaceae. Gene Ontology annotation, molecular function: protein binding.
ACCUCUCCUCACUGAUUCGAAUUGGCGGGUACACCUUACUAAAAAAGAAAUUGCUAUCUGCAAGGAUUUUUUCACUCCUAAAAUUCGAAUUCAAGACCUCACAAGGACAGCAGACAUAUAAAUAAAGAUUUAUAUUAAGCGGCACUUCAUGAUUUUUUAUUUUUUUUUGGUUAAAAGCAUGAAAAUAAGGCCCCUAGCGAUAGGGGGAAAGAAGAGUGGGCAUGUGGGCUUCUUUCGCUUUUUGGUAGUCGAAGAUAGAGUCCGAAGUAAGGUUAGUGACGGGAACUUAGCUAUCUUUUGGUCAGGUAAAAUAGGAAAAAUGCGUAAUUGGCUAAUUGCGUACAGGUGGAUUCAAUCCAUUUUACAGAUAGUCUCUAUCACGCAAUAAAUUCCUCGACGACGAUGAUCGGAAGUAUCCUUCUGCCGGCGCCGGCGCCGCUGUUAAGUCACCGGCAUCCACGGCGGCCAGGCCCUCCAUGGUCAGUGAGCAAACAAGGCCAACGCUUUAUCUCGACCGUUAUCGCAACUGACUCCGAAGAUAUCUCCGCUACUCACCGCUUACUCCGCAAAUUCGUAGCGUCAUCUUCCAAACACGUGGCUCUCAGUACUCUAUCGCACCUUCUGUCUCCGAAUACCUUGAACCAUCGCCUCUCUUCUCUUGCCCUCCCCUUGUAUUUGGAAAUCAGUGAAGCGUCAUGGUUCGAUUGGAACUCGAAACUAGUGGCGGAUUUGGUUGCAUUGCUUUACAAGCUAGAGAGAUUUGAUGAAGCUGAAAUCCUAGUUACUGAAACAGUAUCUAAAUUGGGAAGCCGAGAACGAGAUUUGUGUAGUUUCUACUGUCAAUUAGUCCAUUCACAAUCUAAGCACAAUUCGGAGAGAGGAGUUUUGGAUUUUUGUACGAAAUUGAAGCUGGUUCUCUUGUGUUCGUCGUCUGUUUAUUUGAAGCAACGAGGGUAUGCCUCAAUGGUUGAUGCAUUUUGUUCUAUUGGAUUACCGCGUGAAGCUGAGGCAUUGAUGGAAGAGAUGAAGGAAUUAGGAUUGAAAUUGUCCAAGUUUGAAUUUAGGGCUCUAGUUUAUUCAUAUGGACAAUCAGGAUACUUUGGAGAUAUGAAAAGGAUUGUAGUUGAAAUGGAGAGUAUGGGAUUUCAAUUAGAUACAGUUAGCUCGAAUAUGGUGCUUAAUUCAUUUGGAUCUCACAACGAGCUUUCAGAAGUGGUUUCUUGGCUCCAAAAAAUUGAAGCUUCAGGUGUUCCGUUUUCAAUUAGGACUUACAAUUCGGUGUUGAAUUCGUGCCCCACGAUUAGUUUAUUGCUGCAAGAUCCGAAGAGUGUCCCUCUUUCUCUGGAAGAGUUAAUGGGUAAUCUGGAUGAGAAUGAAGCAGCUUUGGUGAAGAUAUUGGUUGGAUCAUCGGUUUUGGAGGAGACAAUGCAGUGGAAGCCUUCGGAGUUGAAGCUGGACUUGCAUGGGAUGCAUUUGAGCUCUGCUUAUGUGAUAAUAUUACAAUGGUUUCAUCAGCUUCAAUGCAAGUUUCUUGCUGAAAAUCUUGUUAUUCCAGCUGAAAUCACAGUGGUGUGUGGAGCAGGAAAACACAGCGUUGUUAGAGGAGAAUCCCCUGUGAAAGGGUUGAUCAAGGAAAUACUGCUGCGGGCUGGAUGUCCACUCAGGAUUGAUAGGAAGAACGUUGGAUGUUUCAUUGCUAAGGGAAAAAUUUUCAUGGAGUGGUUAGCAAAUUAUAAUGCCACUAUACAUGAAAGGAUAUCCUGACAGCCACAAGUCUAGAUGAUUAAUCAAUGUUUAAUGAAGAAAGAUGAUAUCACGAGAGAGUACAAGAAGAAGCAGAAGAUAUUGAAUUGGAUCGAUCCCUAUCAAUCCAGUUGAUUAUGAUUGACAGUAGAAACACGAUCAUCGGGUAUCCUCAAACAUGCACUUUUCUGUUAGAAUCAGUGAGACCGCUGAUAAGAGAAAGGUAAAUCAUCAUUAAUUGUUGAAGCGUGCUGCUUUUUAUUGAACAAUCAUCCUCAGCUAUUGAAGCAUCUAAAAUUUUGCUGAAUAUCGUGAGCUGUUCUAGCAUUUAAUAUUUGGUCAUUGGUCUAAUUAGCUGUGUUUCACAAUUGCAAAACUCAUGCAUAGAAGUCCAACAAACAAAUCGAGCUGCAUAAGCAGUUCAAUGCAGCAUAGAAGUAAGCAAAAGCAGCGAUUUGCACCCAAAAUGGAGAACCAAUUGUUGCAAGAUAUCCUGUGUAAGCAAUAUAUGAAGUCAUUACUCUUGCAGGCUUUAUGAGCAAAUUCUUAAAGAUCAAGGUCCUUGUUUGGAUGAUUAUUCAUAAUAGUGGAAGACAAACAUGAGGGCAAAACUUAUUUGCAGCAUAGAUUGCUCUACCUAACCAAUCACAUUACAAUGUCUACUGCUCUGUGGAGAACACUGGGUAGCAAAAACAUUGUCAUUCUGUCUCGUGAUGGUAUUCAAAAAACUGUCAGCAAAAUGCAACAUCCACCUUUCUACAAGAUUUGCUAGACCAUCGGUGUACUAAGGAGUAUUUACAAGUUCUUUGGGUCAAGAAGUAGGAACCUCUCCAACAAGUAUAGUCAACGAGCUUUCCCUUCCACAUCAAGAGGCAAUGAUGUGUAGCUACAACACGAACAACAAUUCUGUGCAAUUGUGCUUCAAAAUUUCUGAUGUCCAGCCAGACUUUAGCAAGGUCAGCACAGAAGUUAGGCCCAUUAUUUUAUCCGUGGUAUAUAAAUGUUAGAUCAAUGAUCAGUAGGUGGAAAGAAUCCUUGUACUAAAAGAUUCAGGCAACUGAAUGCAAUUCACUCAACUAACCACUUCCUUCUUGCGAAGACGAUACUCAUUGCAAGAAGAGGAUUUACUGGUUUACUAUUACUUAAAAGAAUCUCACUUCAAAGUAGCUUAGCAAAAGCCGCCUCCUAUUAAAUUUAUCAUUUACAAGAAAUGUUGCACUUUAUGGGCUCGUCUAUAGGUGAAUCCUCCAAUAUUACAAUCCUACUUGAUCCCAAUCGAUCCCGAAUUGCUCAUUGGUGUAAUCCAUUUUCAUGCCACAUUAUAAAAAGGAAAUUUUAUAACCUUGUUUUC